GGCCACCGCCUCCCGCGCACACACGGCCAUGGCGGAGGCCUCCUCGCUAGAGAGGCGGAGCCCUGGCCUGGCCUCUUGCCUCUCUCACAGCCUGUGCCCUGGGGAGCCCGGCUUGCAGACCACAGCAGUGGUGUCCAUGGGGUCCGCAGACCAUCAGUUCCACCUGGCGGAGAUCCUGUCUCGGAACUACGGUGUCCAGGAGGAGCAUGAAGGGGCUGCGCGGGGCCCAGAGAAGCCGGAGGAGGAGCUAGAGAAGGACUUCGUCUCCCAGAGCAGCGACAUGCCCCUUGACGAGCUGCUGGCCCUCUACGGCUACGAGCCCUCGGACCCCAUUUCGGAGCGCCAGAGUGAGGGCAGCGAUGCCACAACCAACCUCCCGGACAUGACCCUGGACAAGGAACAAAUAGCGAAGGAUUUGCUUUCAGGGGAAGAAGAGGAAGAAACACAGUCCUCAGCCGAUGACCUCACCCCAUCUGUGACCUCCCAUGAGGCCUCUGACCUUUUCCCUAAUCAGAGUGGAUCCCGCUUCCUGCCUGAUGCAGACAAUGAGCCUGGCUCCUCCAGCUCGUCGGACACCGAGGAGGACCCGCUUCCCGCCAACAAGUGUAAGAAGGAGAUCAUGGUUGGGCCUCAGUUCCAAGCCGACCUCAGCAAGCUGCACUCGAACCGUCAGGGUGAGAAGCUCUAUGAGAAUGAAGACCAGCUGCUCUGGGACCCCAGCAUCCUUCCUGAGGGGGCGGUGGAGGAGUUCCUGUACCGGGCGGCGAAGCGGCGGUGGCGCGAGGUGGCUGAGUCUCAGCUCCCGGAGGGAGAGGCGGUGAAAGACAGCGAGCAGGUGGGUGGCCCUGGGGGCGGAGGAGCCAUGGGGCGGGGGCCAGUGUGGUUGUGUGAUUGUGAAGAAUUCAAGGGAAACCACUUGUCCUGGGCAAUGGUGGCUCCCCUCCCCCAGGCACUGUAUGAGCUGGUGAAAUGCAACUUCAAUGCCGAGGAGGCCCUGCGGAGGCUGCGGUUCAACGUGAAGGUGAUCCGAGACGGGCUGUGCGCCUGGAGCGAGGAGGAGCGCCGCAACUUCGAGCACGGCUUCCGUGUGCAUGGCAAGAACUUCCACCUGAUCCAGGCCAACAAGGUGCGCACACGGUCCGUGGGCGAGUGCGUGGAGUAUUACUACCUGUGGAAGAAGUCUGAGCGCUACGACUACUUCUCCCAGCAGACGCGGCUGGGCCGCCGGAAGUACGGCCCGUCGGGAACCACGGACGCGGACCAGGACCUGGAUGGCGGUGACCCCGAUGGCCCUGGCCGCCCCCGCUCCUCGCCGCCCCUGCCUCUGCCUGCCACUGCCGACGGCCCGGGCCCUGAGCGGGACCCCCUGGCCCGGAUGCGCACCGAGCCCCUGAGCAUGGGCAGCAGCACGUCUGGGAGUCUCGGCGCGCCCGGGGAGGCCUCCGACAGCCCCCUGUCCUCGGAGCCAGGGCCCUGUUCGUUCCAGCCACCGGAUGUAGACACGCCCCCGGCCGUGCCCCUGCCUCGGCGGCCCCCAGCCCUGGCUGAGCCAGCCUUCUACUCCCCCACCACGGCCGCUUCAGAGCCUGGUGCCAGCCCGAGGCUGGCUGUGGACUUGGCCCUGCCCGGGGCCCUCCCCGAGGAGCUGCCCCUCAUCUCCAGCCACGUGGAUAUGGACGGAGAGCCCGAGGAGGCCGUGGCCCCCGCACAGGUGGCUUUGUCGGUUGCCGAGUUUGGACUCAUCGGCAUCGGGGACGUGAAUCCCUUCCUGGCCGCCCACCCCGCGUGCCCGGCCCCUGCGCUGCACUCGGAGCCCCUGUCACACUGUAACGUGAUGACCUGUUGAUCCCUGGCCACAGGCGGGCGUUUGUGGCCCAGAUUGGACUUGGGGCCGCUGUGAGGCCUGCCUGUCAGUCUUCCUGACCCUCCCCUCCUCGCAGGCCUCCGGUAGCUCUUCUGCUCAGAGCACGUCAAGGACCGGGCUGAGCGGUGGCCCCUCCCCACGCCACACACGCACCAGCACUGCUGCCUGGCUCCAGCCUCUGCGCCCACCACGGGACCCAUUGGGUGGCGGGGCGCGGAGGGCUGGCCCAUCCAGCCAGCAGAGGCGAGGAAGGCGGCCGGGCCCCGCCAGGGACGUGGGGAGGUGGGGCCGGACGCCGCCCCUACCAGCAGCAGCCUCCGCCGGCACCCUCGGCACUCUGCUCGCCUGUCUCCCUGCGCCUGGCCGGACUUCGGGCUGCCCCCGCCCAGGGCUCAGGGGGCAGCUGCUACUCGGUGCCAAACCCUGUGGGGCACAGAGCCAUAUACCUCGAUGUCGGCCCGCCCCGCCCUGACGUCCACCCGCUCUCUCCACUUCAGGAAAAGCCGCACUUUAUGCCCCCACCCCACCCCCACCUCCACCCCGGGGCCCCCGGCAGCCUCGGACGUGGGUCUGAGGACGCAGAACUCACAGCCCCUUGGUACCGAGGCCUGUCGCCUGCCGCACUGAGGGGCCCAGCUCCAGCCCGUUUCCCUGACCCCCUAGGUCGUGUUUCUGUUGAGGCUUCCUAGCAAGGUGGCUUGGGGGCCUGGGCCUUCUCCUCUCCAGCCUCCUCGUUUUAUUUAUGUUUCUGUUUACAAAUCGGAGUGGGGUCCUCCAGGGGCAGGGCAGCGCUCCCGGCCCCGGUGUCACCAACGGGGGCUUUGGCUCGAGCCCGUCCGCAGGGCUGGACUCGACCUUCCCUCGGCCCACCAAGGACCACACUGUGAAGUGACAACUGCCUUGAUCCCCUUGCUGUUUUAUUUAUUAAACUUGAUUUGAAGCCCC
This is a messenger RNA of Globicephala melas (long-finned pilot whale), 2809 nucleotides long. It is a transcript of the gene MIER2, whose product is annotated as MIER family member 2. Lineage: Eukaryota; Metazoa; Chordata; Mammalia; Artiodactyla; Delphinidae. Gene Ontology annotation, molecular function: transcription corepressor activity; histone deacetylase binding. The record is from RefSeq and is a predicted model, not a curated record. Gene Ontology annotation, cellular component: nucleoplasm. Gene Ontology annotation, biological process: negative regulation of transcription by RNA polymerase II.